Messenger RNA from Cutaneotrichosporon oleaginosum, 5007 nucleotides. RefSeq lists its product as uncharacterized. The record is from RefSeq and is a predicted model, not a curated record. NCBI's taxonomy places the organism in Eukaryota, Fungi, Basidiomycota, Tremellomycetes, Trichosporonales, Trichosporonaceae. Gene Ontology annotation, molecular function: nucleic acid binding; ATP binding.
AUGUCGCUUACCGACUACCUCGACGGGCUUCUCGGUGAGCCCGGCCCCUCAACCACCGCGCAGUGGGAGGCAUACCUGGCCUCCGCGCCCGCGCCUGAGGCUCCAUCGGACGAGCACAUACUUCUCGAGCGCACUCCAUGGCCGACGCUGCACUCGCUGCUCGGCAUCGACACCGUCACAGAUAUCACAGAGGACGUGGGCCGCAUCGCAAUCGACGACACGCCUGAAGAGGAGGAAGCAGGAGACGCCAGCGCCCUCGUCGCCCGUCUCCAUGCACACCUCUCGCCCGGCGCAUACGUCCAUCUAAUGGAAGUGCUGGCGUCGGGGAGAAGCGACGAGGAGAUCCAAAGUGAUCUCGUGGAGAUCCUCGGCUUCGAAGGCGAGGGGUUCAACCUCGUCGAGCUCAUUUUGCGGCCUGGCGCACGGCGGGACAUCUUGGCCGCAGAGCGCGGAGGGAAGCGCAAACCUCAGGCCUUGCAGAACAACAAGCGCCGGCCCAACAAGAUUGACAUCACCGAUGUGAUCGGCACGCCCGAGGACAUCGAACGGCGUAUCCAGGAGCAACUGAACCGUCCCAAAGCAAUGUUUGCGGAAGAAGGCCGGCAACGCGUACCCCAGUCGACGGAGCAGCUCCCAAACGUCUUUACAAGCGGCGGGGCGGCCACACAAAGCUUGAGCUACGGCGGCAAGCUAGCCCUCCCCGUCGGCACCGAGCGGGAGGCGUACGAUACCUUCGAAGAGGUCAUUGUUCCUCCGCCCGCCGCGAUCCCGCCCAAGCUUUCCGAGCGCCCGAUCCACAUCUCCCAACUACCCGAGCUCGCGCGCGGCUGCUUCCCCGGCUACAAGGAGCUGAACCGGAUGCAGAGCGUCGUCCAGCCGACCGCGAUGGGCACGAACGAGAACAUGCUCGUCUGUGCGCCUACUGGUGCGGGUAAGACGGACGUGGCUAUCAUGACCAUUCUCCGAGUUUUGAUGAGCCAUGUCCGCUCCCAUAAGAACGGGCCGCAGCACCCCUCAGGCUUCAACAUCGACCGCGACGCGUUCAAGAUCAUCUAUGUCGCGCCGAUGAAGGCGCUCGCGGCGGAAAUCACGCGCAAGUUCGGCAAGCGCUUGAAGUGGCUCGGGAUCAAGGUUGCCGAGCUCACGGGUGAUAUGCAGAUGACGCGCCAGGAGAUCAACGAGACGCAGAUUAUUGUUACGACACCCGAGAAGUGGGAUGUCGUUACGCGCAAGCCUACGGGCGAGGGCGAGCUGGCUUCCAAAGUCCGCCUCCUUAUUAUUGACGAGGUGCAUCUCCUCAACGAAGAGCGUGGUGCUGUCAUUGAGACAAUCGUUGCGCGAACAUUGCGACAGGUCGAGUCCAGUCAGUCGCUUAUCCGCAUUGUUGGACUCAGUGCUACGCUGCCCAACUACGUAGAUGUCAGCGACUUCCUUCGUGUGAACCGCUACCAGGGCCUCUUCUUCUUCGAUGGCUCAUUCCGUCCUGUACCGCUUGAGCAGCACUUUAUCGGCGUGAAGGGCAAAGCGCGCAGCUUUACACAAAUGCGCAACAUGGAGCAGGUGGUGUUUGACAAGGUCCUAGAGCAGGUGCGCGCGGGGCACCAGGUUAUGGUGUUCGUGCAUGCGCGCAAGGAGACAGUCAAGACUGCACAGAAGCUGCGUGAGAUGGCGAUGGAGGAAGGCGAGAUUGACGCUUUUGACACGCGGGAGCACCCACGCUUCCAGUUCCACCGUCGCGACAUCGGCACAUCCCGCAACAAGGAGAUGAAGGAGCUGUUUGACUACGGCUUCGGUAUUCACCACGCCGGUAUGCUGCGCUCGGACCGCAACAUGAUGGAGCGCAUGUUCGAGGAUCAGGCUAUCAAGGUGCUAUGCUGCACGUCGACGCUUGCAUGGGGUGUCAACUUGCCCGCGCACGCCGUCAUUAUCAAAGGCACACAGGUGUACGACUCGGGGCGCGGCGCGUUCGUCGACCUAUCCGUUCUCGACGUGCUACAGAUCUUCGGUCGUGCAGGUCGUCCUGGCUAUGAGACCAGUGGUGUCGGCUAUAUUUGCACAUCUCAAGACAAGCUCGAUCACUACCUGGACCAAAUCAUGUCGCAGCACCCGAUAGAGUCCAAAUUUAUUCCUGGCAUGGUGGACGCUCUCAACGCUGAAGUGUCGCUGGGCACUAUUGCCAAUGUCCGCGAGGCGAUAAGCUGGAUCGGCUACACGUACCUCUUUGUGCGCAUGCGUCGCGAGCCGUUCAUCUACGGCAUGUCUCACGAUGAGCCGCGCGAUGACCCACAGCUGGGUAACAAGCGCAGCGAGCUCGUGACCCAAGCCGCGCGCCAGCUUGCUGUUGCCAAGAUGAUCCGCUUUGACGAGCUCACCAACGGGUUUACCAUCACUGACCUUGGCCGUAUAGCCGCGCGUUACUACCUCCGCCACCAGACGGUUGAGGUAUUCAACAAGGAGUUCAAGCCCAACAUGAAGAAUGCCGACAUUUUCGGCAUGCUUUCGCAGGCCACUGAAUUCGAGCAGAUUCAGGUCCGCGAGAACGAAGUCGAUGAGCUCACUGCCAUCAUGAAUUCGGACAACUGUCCCUUGGAGGUCAAGGGUGGUCCAACGAACAAGCACGGCAAGGUCAAUAUUCUACUGCAAGCGCACAUCUCUAAGGUAUUCAUAGAAGACUUUGCGCUUGUCUCCGACUCGGCGUACGUGGCACAAAACGCUGGGCGUAUCAUCCGCGCGCUGCUAGAGAUUGCCCUCAGCCGCAACUGGGCCAACUGUGCCUACCUGUUGAUCGACUUGAGCAAGGCAAUCGAGCGACGCAUGUGGCCUUACGACCACCCUCUCAAACAGAUGUCCCUCCAGCGCGACACGCUCGUCAACGUGCAUCGCUGGGCUGAUGAAACGGAAAUCUCGGAAUUGCGCGAGAUGGAUGCCAAGUCGCUCGGAGAGUUGGUCCACCUGAAUGAGCUCCAUGGAAAGGCACUUCUCGCGGCGGCCAUGGAAUUCCCAACCGUUGGUGCUCGCUACGCCCUACGGCCCCUUGCGAACGAUCUGCUUGAGAUCGCAGUGACUGUUGAACCGACCUUCAGGUGGAGCCAGAAGGUGUCAGGCUCCACUGAGCCAUUCUACGUCUGGGUCCAGGACGCAGACGGCAUGAACAUCCUGCAAUGGCGCAGCGUACUCCUCCGCCAGUCGACCAAGAGUGUGGUCCUCGAGUUCGUCAUCCCUUGGACAGUCGACAUUCACACCUCGCUUUCCAUCGUCACGGCGUCAGACAAGUGGAUCGGCUCCGACUCGCAGACUCAUGUUGACCUUAACAACCUCGUAAUGCCACGACCCUUCGAUGACCAUACGCCACUGCUCGACCUGCCGUUCCUCACCCUCUCUGCUCUCGACGACGCCGAGCUUGCUGACGCCUAUCGCCCGGUGUCGAUGCUCAACGCCCUCCAGUCCCAGGCCUUCUGGAGCGUGUAUCACACGCACCACAACGUGCUCGUGUCUGCCCCUGUUGCAAGCGGUAAGAGCUUGCUGGGUGAGCUGGCGUUGUGGCAUGCGCUCAGACACGCUCCGGGCGCGCUCUGUUUCGUCAUUGUCCCGCACUUCCGCGCCGCCGCCGAGGCUGCCGCUCGUAUUCGCGGCGUCGUACCAAGGAGUCGGGCUGUGCGAGUGACGCAUGUGAGAAGCUCUGACGCGCUCGAGAGCGCCAUCAGCGUGAAUGGCGGACGUAUCGUUGUCGCAACGCCUUCGGCUUUCGACGGCAUCAAUCGUGAGCGCCUCCGCAACCUUGCCCUGGGCGACCUCUCCACCGUCGUCUUCGAGGAUCUUCACCUCCUCGACCCAGUGUACGAACUUGCGGCCGCCAAGAUCCUCUCUGCCGUGCGUCCGGCCCGUAUUCGCAUCGUGGGCCUUACCUGUUCCCUCUCCGAUCCCUCCGAUGUGGCGAACUGGCUUGGUGUCGAGGAACAGUACCGCUUCAACUUCUUCCCUCGCGACCGCGGUUCGCCUGUCGUCGUGCACCUCAAGACUUUUACGACGCCGCACAGCGCGACGCUCCUUAAGACCAUGGUCAAGCCCGUCUACGACAUUGUCAAGGAAGCGCCAGGCAACGUCGUGAUUUUCGUGCCCUCCCGCGCAUCUUGCCGCAAUGUCGCUCGAGACCUCGUCACACAGUCCGGCACUGCGAUGGAUCUGAACGGCUUCCUGAAUGCGCAGCGUGCCGACGUCGAGCCGCUCGUGGCGGACGUCGAGGCUGCCCUACAGGAACCCCUCCUCCACGGUAUCGGAUACAUCCUUCCGAAUAUGCGCGGCGCGGAAAUCGCGCGUGUCCUAGAGCUCUUCGCCGCCGGCAUCAUCAAGGCCCUCAUUGCUCCGCGCGACGCAUGUUGGACGCUGCCUGUGCGUGCGUCCUCCGUGGUUCUCAUGGGCGCGCAGUACACCCAGGUCGCAGGCGACGAGCGCACCACUACCAACUACAGCCGCCACGAGCUCGUGCAAAUGCAAGCGUUCGCCGUGGCAUCGGCGCACCCAGCUGCUCCAGGCGGACGGAUGCACGUCCUCUGCCAAGCAGAGCAACAGACGGCAAUCUCGCGCCUGCUAGCUGAUGGUCUGCCGCUCGAGUCUUCCCUGCCCUCUGUCCUCCGGCGCGAGGCCUCUCCUGCCCUAACAGUGGGCGGCGGCAGUGUAUCCGAGGCCAUUCGCGUUUUGGAGGGCAUGUUGGAGCCACGACCUGCGCCCCCACCUGUAGCGGCGCAUCGCCCACGCGUGCCGGAUCUACGCAAGCGCGACGCCAUGGACAUGCUGGGCUGGACCCUAUUGGGCCGCCGCGUGCGUUCGAACCCGAUAUUCUAUGGUAUGAUGGAGGGCGCUGAGGCUGCGGGUUUGAGUCACUUGAUCGACGAGUGGUUCGCGCCCCCUCCGUCUCCUCCUAAGGCCAAGGUGGAGCGGAAGGAUAAGGGCAAGAAGACGGAGCAGGAGGGCGACGGAGAGGUUCCCAUGCCAGCGGCGAGGGACUAG